Messenger RNA from Vigna angularis (adzuki bean), 1535 nucleotides. Its product is annotated as probable E3 ubiquitin-protein ligase LUL4. Lineage: Eukaryota; Viridiplantae; Streptophyta; Magnoliopsida; Fabales; Fabaceae. The transcript has 3 exons. Gene Ontology annotation, molecular function: ubiquitin protein ligase activity. The record is from RefSeq and is a predicted model, not a curated record. The coding region runs from base 248 to 1288 and encodes 346 amino acids. Gene Ontology annotation, biological process: protein ubiquitination.
GAAGAAAGUGUUAAUUAAAUAGUGAGAACAAAAAUGAUUAAAAAUAUGGAUAGUGGAGUUCAUCCAAGUAAAGGGAAAGUGAAGUACUAAAAAAUGGUGAUUGGUUUAGUAGAGAAUAAUGUGAUGAAUGGUGACAGCAAUGGCAGCUCCUAAGAAUCACCGGAUCUGCUGCACCUGACUCACCCAUUAUUUCCCUCUUCCUUUGUUCCCAUAACAGCAGCACCAGUUCUUGGUUGUGAAUUUUGAGAUGGGAGUUUCAUGGAGUAACAAUAACAGAAGAAGAAGAAGAAGCACCUACUUUCAUCCUCAUCCUCAUCCUCCACAUCUCCCACCACCUUACUAUUAUCCUCCGCCGCUUCUGCCACCACCAGCACCGCCUCCACAAGGUUACUUUAUCACCUCAUCCAACCCUUCUGCUUCUACCUCUGCCGCCACCGGCUAUGUGGGUCCUCCUGCUCAGUAUUACCCAAAUGUCUACACUGCCAAUUCUGUGAUGCUUCAUCAGCAGCCCUUGUAUGCAAAUGAGGGGGGAAACGAUAUUCAUCUUUCGCCGCCACCCUAUGUCGAUCAUCAAACCACUAAGAAGAUAAGGAACGAUGUCAAUUUGCAUAAACACACGCUACACCUCUGCAUAGAUCCUAACAAUCCAGAUCACCACUUGAUUUCCUUUGAUUUCGAUGCCCUCUUUGAUGGCAGCAUUACUAUCUUCUACUUAGCCAAAGAAGAAGAAAAUUGUAGGUUUAAUCCACUGUUUCCUGAUUUGUUUGAGCCAAUCACAUUCCCCUUUCAAAAAGGGGCUGGCCAGAAAUUUUGUCAGCCUUCAGGAACAGGCAUUGACCUAGGCUUUUUUGAGUUGGAUGAUCUUUCUCGACCCUCACCCGGAGAAGAUGUAUUUCCCCUUGUCAUAUGUGCUGAAACUAAUAGUAUUUCUGUACUGGAUGCAUCCCCUCACAUGCAAAUAACUCAAGCUGUCUUAGAAAAAAGCAACGGUGUUGGUCCUUUCCAAGUAAAAGUAGUUAGGCAGAUUCUGUGGAUUGAUGAUGUUCGUUAUGAGCUCAGAGAGUUAUAUGGAAUAGGAAGUUCAGCAACAGCAGAUUUUGAUGAUAAUGGAAAGGAGUGUGUAAUAUGCAUGACUGAACCCAAGGACACUGCUGUCUUGCCCUGCCGACAUAUGUGCAUGUGCAGUGAGUGUGCUAAAGCUUUGCGGUUUCAAUCAAAUAAGUGUCCUAUAUGCCGUCAACCUAUUGAGGAACUUAUAGAGAUCAAGAUAAACGUUGGCAAUCAAUGACACCUUUUUGCCUUAUGAGAAGAGCCGAACUGCACGGUAUUUUUUUUUUUCUUCUUAUUGUAAAUUGCAGUCAGCAACCUCUUUAUAGUUCUUAUGUAUUUUUUUUGUGCGAAAGUUCAUAUGUAAGAUGCUCAAAGAGAAAAAUAGAUCAUCUGUGGUUUUACUGCUUUUGAAUGUUACUCUGUGGUCAUAAAUAUUGUACAGAUGAUCAUUUUUCUUUUUAGAGUGAUAUUUUAAGGGAGGAUCA